AUGUAUUCACGAAGAGUCAAGUGCGACGAAAACAAGCCUGUGUGCUCUCGUUGUCGCUCCACCGGCCGAACAUGCGACGGCUACGGACUGUGGGGUGGCGGAGGGAACACCUACGUUGAACGAUACGGCCGAGUGUCAACGUCGAUUCAGAAGCCUCCAACCAAAGUCCUGGAUGUCGAGGAACUCAGGUAUCUACAGUUGUACAAGAUCCGGAUUGUUCACACGACUUCCGGUUGGUUUGCUUCCAAGUUCUGGAACUCGAUUGUGCUACCAGCAGCAUCGUCGGAACCGGCUGUUCUUCAUGCUGCUGUUGCGUUGAGCGCUGCGCACAGAUGCAGUUUCGAUGCGGCACAAGCUCCGGAUGCGCGGGAGAAGUUCAUGCUUCAGCAAUAUGGCAAAGCAAUCCAGUCGCUACAGCCGCUGUUGCGACGUGGAGACAAAGCCUCGGUUACUGUCAUUCUGGUCACCUGUCAGUUAUUCACCUUGCUUGAGUACCUCCGUGGGCAAUAUCAACUUGCCGAAUCACACCUACGGAACGGUCUAAAGGUUCUGAUCAACAUGACCACGGAGAAGGAUUGCUUACAUGAUGGUGUCCUUGUAAUCAAGCCGUCUUCAUAUGAAAAGAGUAUCGACAAAGGCAUCGUGCGCAGCUUCGCGACCCUACAUAUGCAAAGUAAUCUGUUCGGUUCCAGUCUAGAAGAUCUCGAUGUUUUUCUUCAGCCGAUAGACAACACCAUACCAUACCCUACUUUUACGACUAUCGAGGAAGCCAAGGACGCCCUUGAUGUGCUGCUGCAUGGCAUUGUUCUCAUAACGCAACGGUAUCGAAAGAUUGGGCCAGGUACUAAAGACGAAAUCGCUGCGGUUACAGCAGGACAAGGAGAGAUCGCGAACUAUCUUGCGAUGUGGUACGAAACGUACCUGGCUACACUUGCCUCGGUCGACAAACUAGCCGCAGCUGCCGGAAAGAAACCAAAUGAACCAUUGGCGUUCGGCGGAAAGACGCCACCAACAAAGCUUCCGAAAAGCCGCGAACCAUCAGUCCUCAAAUUGCUACUCAUGUAUCAUGCCAUGGCGGGCAUAAUGUGCGGCUGUCUGCAAGUACACUCUGAGCAGCACUACGAAGCGUAUACACAAACGUUUCUCACGAUACUUGUACAUGCCAUACACAUCUUCGAAGAGUACUCUUUGGCAAAGUCUAUACCCGACAACGUCAACCUCCACGAUUCGAUUGGUGAAUACGGCUUUAUUGCGCCUUUGUAUUACACGGCUAUCAAGUGUCGAUACCAUCGCAUCCGCCUCCAUGCUAUUCGGCUCCUGCGGGUGAUUCCGCUGAAGGAAGGAACGUGGGAUUCCUUCACGGCAGCUAAUAUCGCGGAAACGGUUAUGGAGCUUGAAGAGCAAGAUACUUGCUAUGGGGAUAACGCUGGAGACGGCUUCUCUCUCUCAGAAAUACCCAAUUUGGAAGAUUCGUAUAGCUGGUGUUUGAUGCCGGAGCAUAACAUGUUCCACAAUGUGGAAGCAACGACAAGAGGAGACCUCACGAACGAAGUCGUCGUCACAUGCAAAAGACGGCAACUCGACGGUAGUCCAGAGAUCAUUACCUUCCACGCCAAUCCCAAACCCAGACGCAACACCGACAAAGAAAGACAUUCUUAUACCUGA
Messenger RNA from Alternaria ventricosa, 1665 nucleotides. RefSeq lists its product as uncharacterized. Bases 1 to 1665 code for a protein of 554 amino acids. The record is from RefSeq and is a predicted model, not a curated record. Lineage: Eukaryota; Fungi; Ascomycota; Dothideomycetes; Pleosporales; Pleosporaceae. Gene Ontology annotation, molecular function: zinc ion binding; DNA-binding transcription factor activity, RNA polymerase II-specific. The transcript has 2 exons. Gene Ontology annotation, biological process: regulation of DNA-templated transcription.